GGGGCGGCGCUGACAGUCGGGUCCGCCGGGCAGCGGGCGCAGCAGCGGGCGGCGCGGCCGGCUGCUCGGAGGCUGAGCCCAGCCGCGCGCCCCGGCCCGGCGCCCCAGCCCGUCCGCGCGGCGCCCACCUGCCGCCCCGACGGGAGCCUUGCGGCCGCUGCCCGGGGCCGAGCGCCCACGGCACCAUGAGCCCCCGCUCGUGCCUGCGGUCGCUGCGACUCCUAGUCUUCGCCGUGUUCUCGGCCGCCGCGAGCAACUGGCUGUACCUGGCCAAGCUGUCAUCGGUGGGCAGCAUCUCCGAAGAGGAGACGUGUGAGAAGCUCAAAGGCCUGAUCCAGAGGCAGGUGCAGAUGUGCAAACGGAACCUCGAGGUGAUGGACUCAGUGCGCCGUGGCGCCCAGCUGGCCAUUGAGGAGUGCCAAUACCAGUUCCGGAAUCGGCGUUGGAACUGUUCCACACUGGAUUCCCUGCCUGUCUUUGGGAAGGUGGUGACACAAGGGACCCGGGAAGCUGCCUUUGUCUACGCCAUCUCUUCGGCAGGUGUGGCCUUUGCAGUGACAAGGGCAUGCAGCAGUGGAGAACUGGAAAAGUGUGGCUGUGACCGGACAGUGCACGGGGUCAGCCCACAGGGCUUCCAGUGGUCAGGAUGCUCAGACAACAUCGCCUAUGGUGUAGCCUUCUCGCAGUCCUUUGUGGACGUCCGGGAGAGAAGCAAGGGGGCCUCCUCCAGCCGGGCACUCAUGAACCUUCACAACAACGAGGCUGGCAGGAAGGCCAUCUUGACACACAUGCGGGUCGAGUGCAAGUGCCACGGGGUGUCGGGUUCCUGCGAGGUAAAGACAUGCUGGCGAGCUGUACCGCCCUUCCGUCAGGUUGGCCACGCGCUAAAGGAGAAGUUUGACGGUGCCACGGAGGUGGAGCCACGGCGAGUAGGCUCCUCCCGGGCACUGGUACCACGAAAUGCACAGUUCAAGCCACACACAGAUGAGGACCUGGUAUACCUGGAGCCCAGUCCAGACUUCUGUGAGCAGGACAUACGCAGUGGCGUGCUAGGCACAAGGGGCCGCACAUGCAACAAGACGUCUAAGGCCAUUGACGGCUGUGAGCUACUGUGCUGUGGCCGCGGCUUCCACACAGCACAGGUGGAGCUGGCUGAGCGCUGUGGCUGCAGGUUCCACUGGUGUUGCUUCGUCAAGUGCCGGCAGUGCCAGCGGCUCGUGGAGAUGCACACAUGCCGGUGACCGUGCCCAUCUGUGCCCAGGGCCAUCUACCUGCGUGGCCCAGGGAAGGCCAAUAACUUAAUCAGUCUCCCACCACCUACCCCAAAAGAUACUGGUUGUAUUUUUUGUUUUGGUUUGGUUUUUGGGUCCUCAAGUUAUUUAUUGCCAAAAUAUAGGCAGGCAACCCCAAGGGCACCAACCAGGGGCUCCCCAAGCCUGAGCCUUUGUGUGUGGCUGCCGCUGACCAAAGGGACUUUGUUUAUGCCUCUGGCUGUCCACAUUGACCACUGCUGACUACUCAGCUCUUGUCGGUGUCCAUUUUUCUACAUGUAGACUAAAAAGUAGGUACUAAGGAGUGGCUGUAGACCCACCCUCCAGGGAAACAGAUGGCCCAAUGGCAGGGAUGGCAGGUUCCAUCUUGGUGGAAUUUAUAUCACCUGCAGUAAAGGAGCUUGCAUCUCUCCACCCCACAUAUACACAGGGACUGCUACCUGGCUCUUAAGGUCCCUAGGAAGGGAAUGGACAGAUAUCAGGUUAAACGCUAAGGGCUCUCGGCCCUCACAGGGGCAGCUAGAUUGCAGGCAAGCACUGAUGAGCGAAAGCAAGAACGCCCACCUGAGGCCAGCCUGCCUCAGUCUCCUCCUUGGGAGGGGAAACUGCCCCUACUCCUGGACUCUCCUAAGCAGGGUUAGGCUGUCUUCUUGGAUCAGAUGCUAGCUUGAACCUAGCGAGUCACACACCCCGCCCCGUUGUGAGUCACCCUCACAGUUUUGUCCUCUGUGAAGCUGAGAAUGGAAAUGUCACAGAGACAGGAAAGGGCUCUGCAAAGAGAUCCCACCCUGUGAUAGCUCCCUCACUUAACAAAACCUACUGAGCAAACACUAUGCCCCAGGCCCUGUCCUGAGGUAUCGCUCUUACUGAUCACACCUGUCCUGGGAACAAACACAGAUGUCCACGCCCUCUUUACAGCAGGUACUGAUGCCUGUCAGCCCCACAAGACUUUGACAGAGGCAGAGCCAGGCUCCUCCUUGGGUCUGAGCAAUGGGAGAGGGGCUCUGGCUAUUAAAAAAAAAAAAAAAUGUACAGGGAGACAAGGCAGUAGGAGACAGAGCCCACAGGCUGGGCCGGAGCCCACAUGGCUGCAAAGGGAUAAAAGGCUGAGUGAAGAGGGGAAACAGCUGGAGGGCUGACUAAUUAGUGUCUCACAAUUAAAGGCACCUCCAUCCCCAGGAUCCCCGGUCCCCAAGGCUUUGAAUACAGUAAGGACAAGACUCCCCAAGGGACAGCUUCCGUAUCUGGUGCCUGGCCCAGUACACCAGCCAAACUGUCAAGAACCUACCAAAUGCUCUAUGAACAGGACACAGAACCAACUGCCUCUCAGUUGGAUGACCAAUCCUCAGAGGAACUUUCCAGUCUGAUCUCCAAGUUGCUCCCAUGUCCAGGACUCCAGGUUCGAUGCUUUGGCUCUGGGAUCCCGUGGGAUUCUGAAAUCCCAAGUUCUUUGCUAUCGGGUGGUAUGAACGCCCAAAUCCGGGAUUCUGAAUAUGGGUGCAGGUCUGCACAAACUCUCCUCUGGGCCUGUGGCUUGUGCCUUCUGGAGUUGGCUCCUUUAUGACAAGGGUCAACACCCUUGGCCCCCAUCCAAGCUCUCUGCUCAUUGUCCAUCUGAAGAGGCAGCCAAAACCAAGCGAGAUGCUGGAACCACAUUCAAAUGCAGGGAUAAUCUUGGGCAGGCUGUCUCUGAUGUGGAUGAAAGCUGAGCUGACCAAGGGGCCCCACAGCUGCCCAGCUGGGCCCACUGCUCCUUUGGUAGACUUAGUUCAGCACCAGGGAAGAUGUGACCCCCUCCACAGAGCCAGGUCCAGACUAAGGAAGCAUGGGGCUACCCCUUCAGAGAAUGCUGAGCCAAGGUCCCCAUCCAGAGGCAGUGGGGUUGAGACUGCUUAUCAGUUUUUGGACACUGUACCAAGAAGGAGGGUACCUAGCUCCCAUAAGCUGAUCCUCCCAGAGUUUUGCAGGCUGUGACUAGAUGAAUCAGACCACAGGCUAGAACCACUGCCAAGGCCAAAGGGAUCCACAGCCAUGGUGGGGUGGGGGGGGAAGCUUCACUGGACUUGUCCAGCUCCAAACUGUCUCAGAUAAAGAGCUGGCGAAGGCCUGACAUAGCUCAUAUUUGGGUCGCACAGGACCCAGGAAACUGGCUAGAUGGUCCACAUCCUACCUGAACCACUCUCCACUGCUCUUGUCACAGGCAAAAGUGAUAUUCCUUCCUCCAAGGCCAGGGUUGGAUAAAGCCAGCUCCGGAUGCUGCUACUCUACUCUGCUGCCCCACCCCAUCCCCCAGUUUUUCUAUGAGGCUCCUUGGCAUUGUGACAUCCCCAUGGCAUAGUCUGAGAUGCACGAUAAAAUGGUUACUUCUCUAUCUGCCAA
Arvicanthis niloticus (Nile rat) is the source of this 3650-nucleotide messenger RNA. RefSeq names its product Wnt family member 4 (gene Wnt4). Gene Ontology annotation, biological process: neuron differentiation; multicellular organism development; canonical Wnt signaling pathway. Gene Ontology annotation, cellular component: extracellular region. Gene Ontology annotation, molecular function: frizzled binding; cytokine activity. The record is from RefSeq and is a predicted model, not a curated record. NCBI's taxonomy places the organism in Eukaryota, Metazoa, Chordata, Mammalia, Rodentia, Muridae.